UCGUCAGAGUAUUGUGUCAAUUUAGAAAAAGUUUCAAACUCUUAACUAUAAAUUUAAACUAUUUAAUGUUAUAAAUUACUAUUUAUUUAAUAUAUAUAGUAAUAUUUAAGUCACUAUUUACUAAUAUUUAUCUGCAAAUUACAAUAUUUUAUUUAGUUCUCUAAUCUCUUGUACAUUGUUCAGUGGGCAGUUAUAAUAAUUAUAUAAAAAUGGAUGAGUGGAUUAAAGAAAACUUAUCAAGAAUUCUAGAUUUUGAAGUACCUGAAGAUCUAAUAAAAUACUUGCUUUCAAUAGAAAAUGAGCCAGAUUUAAGGGAGUACAUGAAAACAUUAAUUGAUUUUGAUAACCACCAACAUCAAACAUUUUUCACAGAUUUUUGUAAACGGAAAUUUCAGAAUAAUAAAGCAUCUUUGCCAAGACAGCCUAAAAAGAAAAUUUCAAAGAGCAAACAAAGUGAACCUUCCAGUACUGAAGUAAAAACAAGUACUUUGGAUGUAGAGACAGAGGUUACAAAUAAAAAAAAAACAAAAUAUGUUAAUCUUUAUUCCCAGGAAGGUAAAAAUGCUCAAGUGGUAUUGUUAAAAGGUAGACACCAUUGUGAUUGCCAAGCGGCAAAACAUGAGCUGGUGAACAACUGUUUGUACUGUGGUCGUAUUGUGUGCAAGCAAGAAGGAUCUGGGCCGUGCUUGUUUUGUGGACAUCUGGUUUGUACACCGCAGGAACAGAAAGAGAUCAAUUCAAAAACGAAAUCAAGCACUAAACUUAAGGAAACAUUGCUGGAGAAGAGUCGGCCCAAGGGGUGGGAGGCUGCGGUGUCUCACAGAAACAGACUGCUAGAGUAUGAUAGAACAAGCGAGCGGCGCACGCGCGUGACGGAUGACGACAGCGACUACUUCAGCGCUGGCAGCGUGUGGCUCAGCGCCGAGGAGCGGCAGAAACUGGACAAGUACCAGCAGAGCCUGCACGACAAGAAGCACGCGUCGCGGCUGUACAAGAAGAUGACCUUUGAUUUUGCUGGUCGGCAAGUUAUUGAAGAUAACAGCACUGAGCACGAUGUUGACGAGGCGAAAAUCCGCGAGAUAACACGCGGCGAGCAACCGCAGAGUACAAUGCUGAGUCCGGACUUGUUGAGCGAUAUGUCGAGCGACAGGGACGUCGCGCCUGGUGUUAACGCGCCCUUAUUGCAGUACAUCGAAGGAAUUGGUUCGAGUCUUUCCCGAUUGAGAUCAGACUGGUCCCGAGAGUCCCGUGUCCAGGACCCAGAGAUACAGGAGAUGAGCGAUACGGGACGCUGCCUGUCCAUGCACCAACCGUGGGCCUCAUUGCUUGUCGAGGGAAUUAAACUCCACGAAGGUCGCACGUGGUACUCUGGUCACCGCGGAAGGCUGUGGAUCGCGUCCACUGCCAAGCCUCCGGAGCCCACCCUCGUCAGGGAACUAGAGAAUAGAUACAGAGUGCUCAACCCAGACAAGAACCUAAAGUUUCCGACGUUCUACCCGACGGGCUGCCUGCUCGGCUGUGUACAUGUAGAUGAUUGUUUGCCCGAGGAAGAGUAUCAGAAAAUCUAUCCCGAGGGCGAGGGAGGCAGUCCCUACAUGUUCAUAUGCUCGAACCCCAUCAGUUUGAGACUGCGAUUCCCGAUCAAAGGGCAACAUAAAAUAUAUCAAUUGGAUAAGAGCAUUCAUCAAGCAGCAAUUAAGUGUAUUCAAAAAAUGUCGAAAAUAGAAGCCGAUCAAGCUAAUGCCGGGUGACUAACAUAGGAUGUUCUUGUGGCUUAAAUAAAAAUAUAUUGUUACA
Leptidea sinapis is the source of this 1797-nucleotide messenger RNA. RefSeq names its product activating signal cointegrator 1. The coding region runs from base 210 to 1751 and encodes 513 amino acids. Lineage: Eukaryota; Metazoa; Arthropoda; Insecta; Lepidoptera; Pieridae. Gene Ontology annotation, cellular component: nucleus. Gene Ontology annotation, biological process: positive regulation of DNA-templated transcription. The record is from RefSeq and is a predicted model, not a curated record. Gene Ontology annotation, molecular function: transcription coactivator activity; zinc ion binding. The transcript is spliced from 12 exons.